AUGUCUCCCACGACCACUGAGCCUGGUCCGGAGGAGCCUUCUAUUCGACCUCCUUCAGAGCACGGAGCUAACGCUUCCUCAGCUGCCAGUACUGCUGACUCUUUCCAAUCCCCCUUCUUGGACCCGGAAAAUCCUCCUGGGCCAAAUUUCCCGACUCAAGAAGACGUCUCGAGACUGACUUCGCGAGCUUAUCAGGAUUUCUUCGCUCAUAUGGAAACUCUAGGUCCAUACAAAGGACCAGUCGAGGAUUCGGAAAUCGAUCCAGAUUGGCCCCCGGUGACCCUUGAAUUGGAGCUUUCUCCGCUCCGUCCACAUUCAAGGAUCUCGGACGACGCGGCUGCUCUGGAAUGCCGGCAGCUGGCAAUCACUCGAGGCGCUCGCGUGUUGGAUAAGGACUUUCUGUUCAAUGCCCAUCAGGCUUCGCGCAAAAUGUUCUCAAUAACGUUCUCUAGGGAACUGGAACAAUUGGACGUAGCCCUGACGCGCAUUCAGAUGCUUAGGACCAAAAAAGGAAGGCGAGUAUAUCGCGUCGUCAAGGAAGAGUACACUGCACUGAACAGGAUGUUAUUCAAGCUGUUAAGAAGUUCUCGUGACGCUUUUCGACUAGCCGGAAAGACACCUCCGGAGCUCCCGUCCUGGGGUGAUGAUCUAGACUUAUUAGACUGCCUGAAACCGAGCUCAUUCCUAGUUGCUGCGGUUUGCCUUCGUGUCGAGGUGGAGCAUUUCUUAUGGAUCCUCGAUAAGCAUUAUGACUUUGAGGAAGAUCGUCCACAAGACCGCUUUGUUACUCCCUCGGUGGAUCAACUUCACGUUUCCGAGAGCAUUAGCACAGCACCUCGACGCUCGGCUAGCCUGGCGACGGCCGGAACGGCUCGUCCUGGUCAGGAAAGUUAUGUCUAUGAUCCAAUUUCAAAACUCCAACCCUAG
Messenger RNA from Mycena citricolor, 927 nucleotides. NCBI's taxonomy places the organism in Eukaryota, Fungi, Basidiomycota, Agaricomycetes, Agaricales, Mycenaceae. The record is from the annotation of a GenBank genome assembly.